Messenger RNA from Cydia pomonella (codling moth), 6387 nucleotides. Its product is annotated as myotubularin-related protein 10-B. Lineage: Eukaryota; Metazoa; Arthropoda; Insecta; Lepidoptera; Tortricidae. The record is from RefSeq and is a predicted model, not a curated record. The coding region runs from base 334 to 2406 and encodes 690 amino acids. The transcript has 14 exons.
GUUUCGUUUUCGUUGCAUAUUGGGGCAUGGGAAUGAGGAUUCGGAGAAAUAUUAUUUAUCCCUGCUUACAAUUAGGAAAUUCCCCUUUGGGGAUUAAUUAUUAGAGUUAUUUUGAUAAUAAUUAUGUUUAGAUUAAUGUUUCGGCCAGCACUAAGGACUAGAAGGACUGUCGAAGUGUGAGUGAAGAGUGUUUCGGGUUGAUUGUUAUCAAAUCUAUGUGAAUUCUACACAAAUCAUGUGAAUUAUUGUAAACACUGUCUUAUUAUAGCCAGAGGCGUUAUGACCUGCGUUUGUGUGUGUGUCCAGUGAAUAAACUAUAUUAAGUAUUUAAAAAUGAAUGAGAAGAAAAUUGAGAAAACCUUCAAGAGCUACAUCAAUGUGUCUCCAUCAAAGAACAACGGAGACAGAAAUGGAUCAGUUCAAGAAGUAAAGCCCAAGCUGCUGAAUGGUGAGCUGAUAGUGGGCGCGGCGCACAGUGUGGUGCUCCUGGCGCCGCUCAGCGACCGCGACCACGGCCGCUUCGGCUCGCUGUUCGUCACCAACUACAAGCUUGCGUUUGUGCCACUAGAGAAGUCAGUCGACGAUGAAUGCAGUCAACGCAACCACCUCCUCGGUCCGUACGAAGCGGCACUCACAAGCGUGGGCGCCGUGUGGCUCACGGACGGCGGGCCGGUGCGGCGGCGGCGGCUGCUACCCAAGGGAGACAUGCCGGGGAAGGUUAAAGGACUACAAGUUAUAUGCAAGAACAUGAAAGUCCUCACAUUCAGUUUUGCCAAUUCGCCAAUCGGCCACGGCCGCAAAGUCGCCAUGGCGCUCAUCCACCACGCCUUUCCAAAACGUCACGAUCUACUCUUCGCCUUCGAGUACAAGGAACCUUACUACCCCACCCUGCCCUCCGACCUCAACAUGUUCAUUCGACCGGCGGACUGGAAGAGAGAGCUGGAGAGAUGCGAAUGUCCGCAUUGGAGGAUAACUUGCAUUAACGGGACAUCUGAUGCUUUUAUGUUGACUGCGGGCGAGACGCUGAUUGUGCCUAGUUCUGUGCUGGACUAUAAUCUCAUGGAGAGCGCGAGGCAUUUCAGAUCAGGACGGGUGCCAGUGUGGGCAUGGGGGCGGAGCGCGGGAGCCGCGCUGCUGAGGAGCGCAGAGUUACUGCCCACGGAGCAAGCUGCCACCGCUGAGAGCGUGCUGCUCGAACAGGUCCGACGCUCCCACCCCAAGCUGACCCCACCGCAUGUGAUAUACCUAUGCGGGAACAGCUUUCAACAGCCGAGCAACGCCGCGAGCCCGAACACUGCCUUAACUCCACUACCGACCUUAGGGGCGCUUCAGGCCUCAUACAAGAAGCUAGUCGAGUUGUGCACGCCAACGACGUUAGGCGGAUUCUGGGUACAAGAUUCACAAUAUUACUCCCUCAUGGAGGCGAGCCGGUGGCUGCGUCAUGUCGGCAGCUGCGUGGCGUUCGCGGACUCGGCGGCCAAGCACCUCGCCGACAACGUCACCGUCGUGCUGCAGGAGGGUGAUGGCGUCGACUAUUGUGCGGUGGUGUCGUGCCUAACGCAGUUGCUUCUGGACCCACACUUCCGAACUAUAUCGGGCUUCCAGUCGCUCAUACAGAAAGAAUGGGUGGCGCUAGGGCACCCGUUCUGCGACAGGUUCGGCCUGCCCCGGCCCGGGAACCCCAAAGACUCCAAAGACACAACCGCCGCCCAGACAGCACCGGUCUUCCUGCUCUUCCUGGACUGCACGUGGCAGCUGCUGCAGCAGUUCCCGGACAAGUUCCAGUUCUCGGAGACGUACCUCACCACGCUGUGGGACUGCGCGCACAACCACCUCUUCGACACGUUCCUAUUCAACUGUCCGAGGGACCGCGAACUCGCCGUUGCCAAGAAUUUCGUCCAAAGGCCAGUUUGGGAUUGGGGCGAGCAGUUCUCCGAGAAGGACAAAGCGUUGUUCUACAAUCCUCUCUACAUGUCCGAUAAACCAGUGAUGACGCCAAAACAAAGGAUAUCAACCACAUCAAUGCCCGGUAAACCGUUGGAGCUACAGCGACUAGAACCUUGCACGUCGGUAGCCGGCAUGGAACUGUGGUCACAGUGCUACGAACGUUGGCUGCUUCCUUUGGACGCGCCGUACGCCGGCCCCGUGCAGUACCACGUGUUCAACUAUUCUGUUCUCGGCGAGAUACAACGACUAAACGAGAAGCUGUCUUCCCUGUCGAUAAUGAGCAACCGGCAGUCCAACGGCGACUGGGACGAGCCUACACGGCCCGCCGCCGUCUCGCGUUUCUUUCCCUUCAGCGUGGCGCGCGGCAAUUCGCGUAGCACACUCGACUGCAUGCAGGUGAGCCUCAUCGACGCCUCACAGCUCCUGGACUCCCAGUCUCUUCUGAAUGCCCCAGACUAAUUCCCCAAAUUGUUACUAGAAAAUGUGCUUUAUGUAUACAUUUCCACGAUUGCGGAAUAAAUACGCGAAAGAUAGAGAAUGUCAUUAUGCAAUAUGAACUUAUUCAACGUAAUGUCUUUUAUGUUGGCUACUGGUUUUGAACCUUAACAGAAUGUGCGUAAGGUUAUUUAUAUUGAUUCGGUCAAAGUGCCAAAAUUGUGCCUAAAACUUGUGUCAUGUUACUCAUGUUGUGGCACUUCGUCCGUAUCGUUAUUAAUGGUAUAUUACUUGUUGAAAACUAAACAGUAAAAUGACGUUUACCCAUAACGUAGAAUUAUAGAAAACAUUUUCCAGUAUAUACUUAGUAUGUAUAAAAGGCGCCAUUUCAUUUAGUAUUUUUUAUAUUUUGUCAUCGAGAAGCGGCUCCAAAAAAUUGCAUGUUGCAAACAUAUAAAAUUUAUCGUAGUUAUGUAAAUAACAACAAUUUUUUUUUUCAAUACACAAAGCUACAUAACGAAUUAAUGAGUAAGGUUUAAGUUAGUUCCUUUCUGCAGAACUACAAUCAAAUAUGCUUUUAUUGAACAAGCAGUAUGUUUUUAUAAAAACAAUUUUAUUACAAUUUUUUUGCAGAAUAUAAAUAUAAUUUAACGAAAUAUAUGUUUAUUUUUUUAUUUAGCAAUGACGUACAUAAUUAAAGCAAGGAGUGUAUAUAGUCUUAGAGUUAUAAUAUUAAUAAAUGUAAAUUAGUGAAACUGUCAUAUCGGUACAGAGCAAAUUCUAACAAAUAAUGUUCUUAGGUAUAGUUUCUAUAAAUAUAGCGAGUGUGAAUUAUUUUUUUAAGUUAUCUUAAGCUAUGAUUUGAUUAUACCUAUUAUAAUAUUCCAUUGAACAAAAUAGUGAUAUUUUUAUAAUUGUGAAAUGGUAAAUUGUGUAGCCAUUAUUUUUUUUUAUUUAAAGAUAGAUACAUAAUAAAAGAGACUUAUUGAGUGUAUUUAAAUAAAGCCAAAAGUGGCUUCUAAGUAUUUCGGUCGUUAUUAUGCAUACUAUUUUAGCGCUACAAGAAAAAAACAAAAAAGUGUAUUGGUAUAACUUCGAAAAUGAGGUCAUUUUGAAAAUAACCACAGCCGGUUAAAAUUUUGAAAAUGAAACGAUAACACUUCGCGCCUACAUUUUUGAAAUUUGCCACUUUUUUCUACUGAUGAAAAUGGCUUGACAGAGUAUAGAAGCAUUUCCUGUUAAAGCUACUAAGUAAACCUUGUUAAGCGAUGCAGAUGCCUGUUUCCAAAGUAAUAGUGCUUCUGAUUUAGUAGAUACGACCCGCGCCGGCUUCGCAUGGGUAUACCUUAACUAAUUAUACACCUAAACCAGUAGUUGGCAAACUAUCUUCAUGGGUGGCCCCCCUGUUUAAAACAAUUAAGAGGGCCAAAAUUGCAGCAAAAAUGUUGAUUUGCGAUUAUCGUGGGCCAAUGCCAUAUAUUCAUUAUUUCAUACGACCAGCGGCGGAACAGAUAAAAUCCUGCGGGUCGUACUUUGCCCACCACAGACCUAAACCUUCCUCAAGAAUAGAUAGAUAAUUGAUAGAAGAAAACCGCAUGAAAAUCCGUUUAGUAGUUUUUGAGUUUUAUCGCGAACAUACAGACAGACAAGCGGGGGAUUUUGUUUCAUAAUGUGUAUAAAUAUUAGUGAUUUUCAAAAUGCCCCGUUUUCGACGUUAUUCCAAUACACCUUACUAAUAGUGUUUUAAUUUUGGGUUCCAUCGGACCUGAGUUAAGUAAAUGCUUUAUUUACAUUUAAAAAAAUCAAAUUAAAUAAUUAUUUAAUUCACACAUGAAUUAGUGUUAUUUGGCCUUUACGGCUUAAAUUUGCAAGAUUCGGUCAAGGCUUUUAUCACUAUUUUUGAAAGCAUGUGUACAAUUAUUAGAGAAAAUUAGCGUCGAAGAGUUAUAAGAAAAUAAUCUUUAAAAAAUACGUACAAUUAUUUCAUUAGUCUCGGAUAUUUCAUUUUAAUAUAUUUGUUACCAUUAAAAUGUAUUGUAUUGUAACCUAUUUGUGGAAACCAAAAUAAUCAUAAAGUAAUGUACACUUUCGUUGUGAAUACGGCAGCUACCGUGUGUUUCUCGACGAUAUGAAGAAUUUUAAAUUAUAAAGGUUUGUUUUCUGUACCUAAACCAAUAUUUCUUUAGUAUUCUUAUUUUCUGUAUAAAACUACUUGGAAGUUUUCGUCUAAAGUUAUCCGUAAAAAAUACGCAUUUCACACAUAUUUUUGUUUAUUUACUAACAAUAUUCUCAGAAGCCUUUUUAAACAUUUUCAUAAAAAAAGUAACAAUCAGGUUUAAGUGUCCGAACAAGCUCGGUUCUCCAUACAAAUGUAGUUACGCUCUCAUUUUAAUACGACUAGCUAGAUUGUUCUGAAACUUUGUACUUACAAUAGGAUAAGGUAUAUCUAUGCCUGUAAUUAGUUUAUGUAGCGUCAGAUACCAUAGUUAAAAAAUACAGCGAAUUGAAGUUUUUCAUACAAAACUUGUGUUUGCUCUAUUUCGUUUGGUUCAUAAACUGGACCUAUAUAAACUAAUUACAGGCAUAGAUAUACCACAUGUCAUUGUAUGUGCAAAGUUUCAUUACGAUUCACGACGAUACUUGUAUAGGAAGGUGAAAUUCGGCCGAAAUUGCUGCGGAUUCGUAGUUAUCUACUUAGACUUACUAUACACAAAUAAUUUAUUACUAUACCAUUGAAAAUAUCAUAACGGUUUUAUUUGAUGGAGACCGACUUGAUCAUAAAUUCAUAAUAUGGUCGGUUGAGAAUUCCAUUUUGACUCGAUAAAUGACAAAAGGUGACGUAGCUACUAGGGAAUGCUCCCCGUACUGAGUUUGUAUGACGAGAACCGGGAAUUCCCGGUUCUGGUACCGGGAGCACUCCUUAGUAGCUACCAUACUGCCCUGCUAAGCUAAAAUAGCAGUAUUAUAAAUAAAAAUUGAAUUGAAAUAUUCAUUUUCACCACACCAGCUCGUAAAGGUUCUCUUGAUUGUUCAAAAACUGAUGAGAAAGUUGCAUUUUAUCCACAUGUUUAGAAAAGUAACGCCUACGUACCUGGUUCAAUCUUGGAAUCUUUCGCUUGCUCGGGUAUCAAUAUUAGCACGAGCGGUUAAACAACAACUUUGCCCCCUUGUUAGACAAAUAACAAUUUCAAGUUUUGAGAUACCACCUUCCCUCCCAUGUCAACAAAAUUUACUUAUGUAUUAUAUAAUAUAUUAUUUACUAUAGUAAUAAUGGCAGCUCUUGGACUGAUGAUGACUUCCUCUAGGAUCGAGCGUGGGAGCCACGGGCUUAUAGAUAUAUCAGGUAGAAAAUAGGAUAGCAUCAUGGACUUAUUAAACAAGAAGUCCAACAACAUCUAUACAAAGUCGCGUUCCUCCAAUAUUCAGCUUUUUGCCAGAUGGCGUCACUAACUCAGCAGGACCCCGUUCCGUUCAUUUUCCAAAUGACUUAAUUUCCGUUCAAUAGAUGGCGCUGAAUAUUGAAAAAAAAACGAUUGUACCAUAGAUAAAUUAAGUACCUUAAAAGUAGCAUACAUAUUAUGAAAUAUAUCUUAAAAAAUGCGAUACAUUUCGCAACCCCGCUGUAUAAGGUUCCCGCUGUAAUGUUCUUUAUAAGAACGAUUUUAUCUGAGAGCCUACCGUGAACACCGAAGUUCGCAAUUUUCGGCCAUCUUUCUCUGUCACUCUAAUUAAGUCUUAACAGGAGUAAAAGAGAAAGAUGCCCGCAAUUUGCGAUUGCGAAGUUCGAUUUUCGCGGUUAUAGCCCGUUUUGCCUUGACCGUAGGAUUGUCUUUGACUUAACGAAACCAUGCAAUGGUUUCAGCGAUCGCUCCUCGAGUCUAACUUGGCUAUAUUUGCACUGAAAUUGACUAUAAUUCCAUUUAAUUUCCUUCUUACACUUUGAUUUAUAAUGUUCCUGUGUUUGCUAUUCCUCGUUAUUUUAGGCAUUAGAAAACACCAAGUAGG